AUGGGUUCUAUCACUAAACCUCAUGCAGUUCUGGUGCCAUACCCAGCCCAAGGCCAUGUUAACCCUUUUAUGAAGCUUGCAAAGCUUCUCCAUUCCCAUGGCUUCCACAUCACCUUCGUCAACACCGAAUUCAAUCAUCAGCGUCUCAUUAGAUCCAAAGGCCCUGAAUCCGUCAAGGGUUUGCCCGACUUCCGGUUCGAGACCAUCCCCGAUGGCAUGCCACAUUCCGAUCGAGAUGCCACUCAAGAUAUUCCCAUGCUUUGUGAUAUGACCAGAAAGACGUGUUUGGUUCCGUUCAAGGAAUUGCUUAAACGGCUGAACUCGUCUUCGGCCGGAGUUCCUCCGGUGAGCAGCGUCAUCGGAGAUGGCGUGAUGACCUUCGCCAUAAAAGCUGCAAAGGAUUUAGGGAUUCCGGAGGUUCAAUUUUGGACCGCUUCGGCUUGUGCUUUUAUGGGUCUUUUACAUUAUCGAGAUUUCAUCCAAAGAGGAAUCGUUCCUUUUAAAGACGAUAACUAUUUGACGGAUGGUACGUUGGAAAAACGAAUCGAAUGGAUUCCGGGGAUGAACGGUAUUCGUUAUAAAGAUAUCCCGAGCUUCAUUCGAACAACCGAUCCCGACGAUAUAAUGCUCGACUUCAUGGGGGAGGAAGCCCAAAAUAACUUGAAUGCUCCAGCCAUCAUUUUCAAUACAUUUGAUGCAUUGGAAGACAAAGUAUUGGAUGCAAUUGCUUCCAAAUUCAAUUACUCCAACAUUUAUACAAUAGGCCCUCUUCCUUUACUGGCCAAAUAUGUAUCGGACAGUAGUCCGGUACAAUCACUAAAUUCGAGUCUGUGGAAGCCAGACUCGAACUGUUUGCAUUGGCUCGACCAGAAGAAAGAAGGGUCGGUUAUUUAUGUCAAUUAUGGGAGUGUGACUACUAUGACCGACCAACAUUUGGUCGAAUUCGCUUGGGGUUUGGCUAAUAGCAUGCAACCGUUCUUAUGGGUGGUUCGACCUGAUGUCACGAUGGGGGAUUCGGCAAUCCUGCCUGAAGAAUUUGUGGAGGAGACGAGGGAUCGAGGAUUGAUGGUCAGUUGGUGUGCUCAGGAUCAAGUUCUAGCCCACCCGUCGGUUGGUGCAUUCUUAACACAUUGUGGAUGGAAUUCGACUACUGAGAGCAUAGCCGAAGGCGUGCCAUUGAUUUGUUGGCCUUUCUUCUCCGAUCAACAAACCAAUUGUCGGUACUCUUGUGUUGAAUGGGGAAUCGGGAUGGAGAUCAAUCGUGACGUGAAGCGAGAAGAAGUUGAAGUCCUUGUGACGGAAAUGCUUCAAGGGGAGAAAGGAAAGAAAAUGAGAAGAGAGGCGAUCGAAUGGAAAAGGAAAGCGAAAGAGGCGAGUGACGUCGGUGGUUCGUCAUAUAAGAAAUUCCAAAGGUUUAUCAAAGAGGCCCUUCUUGAUGUUUCACAUGUUUAAUAAGUGGUGUUCAAUACGUAAAGGCUCGGUUUUGGAUCGAGUACGUUCGUGGAAGAUAAUUGCUUCGAU
This is a messenger RNA of Cynara cardunculus var. scolymus (artichoke), 1521 nucleotides long. RefSeq names its product linamarin synthase 2-like. The record is from RefSeq and is a predicted model, not a curated record. The transcript has 2 exons. Lineage: Eukaryota; Viridiplantae; Streptophyta; Magnoliopsida; Asterales; Asteraceae. Gene Ontology annotation, molecular function: UDP-glycosyltransferase activity. The coding region runs from base 1 to 1452 and encodes 483 amino acids.